Messenger RNA from Oryza brachyantha (malo sina), 2053 nucleotides. RefSeq names its product F-box/LRR-repeat protein 17-like. The record is from RefSeq and is a predicted model, not a curated record. The transcript is spliced from 12 exons. Bases 114 to 1745 code for a protein of 543 amino acids. NCBI's taxonomy places the organism in Eukaryota, Viridiplantae, Streptophyta, Magnoliopsida, Poales, Poaceae.
CCCAAUCUCCCGCCCUGCCCUCCACCCCCAGCUGCUGAGUGGAGCCGAGCGCUCCUAUUUCCCCAUCCCAUCCCAUCCCACCCCACCCACAACCGCGCGCAAACCCUAAAUCCAUGGCGUCGAUGCCCAGGCCGCCCCCGCCGCGCCCCAAGACGCGGGGGAGCUACAACUGCGGCCGGUGCGGCCUCCCCAAGAAGGGCCACGUCUGCGUCGCCGGGGGCCCGACCCCCUCCCCGUCCUCCUCCGCCAGCGGCGGCGGCGCAGUAGGAGGAGGGGAGGGGGCCAAGCUCCGCCGCGCGCUCUCGUUCGACGAGGCCACGCCCUCGUCUCCGGAGAAGAAGGCGAGGGCGGGGGAGGAAGGGGAGGGGGAGGUGGUGGCGGUGGACGAGGAUGAGGGGGGCGGGCCGGAGCCUGAGCUGGAGCUGGAGCUGGGCGGGAGGGCCGUGCCGAGGGAGGUCAUGGCGGAGGAGCUGCGCCUCCGCGCCGCCGGCGUCAGCCUCGUCGGCGCGCUGCUCCCGCGGUGCCCCGCGCUCUCGCGGCUCUACCUGAGAAUGGAAAGUGAUGUUGAUGCCACUAUGCUGGCCUGUCUUGCGUUUUCCUGCCCAAGUUUGGAAACUCUUGAGAUCAGCAUGUCUGACAAUGCAUUCAACAGGAUGACUGGGGAGGAACUAAGUCGGUUUGUUUCGGAAAAGCAUUCUCUCUCAGUUCUCAAAAUUGGUGGUUGCUCUAACCUUGGUUUUCUUAAUCUAAACUCUUCAAGCCUGUCAAUUCUUUGGCUGUCAGAUCUUUGUUCCCUUUCAAAAUUGGUCAUAAAUUGUCCUAACAUGAGUGAGAUCUCACUGUGCUUCACGCAACAAAGUAACGACUGUACUGAUCUUGUUACAUUGAUGGAUGGCCUGGGUCGUACAUGCCCUAACUUAAAAAACAUGAACAUAUCAUCGGCUCAACUAUCCAAUGAAGCUGUGUUCGCUCUAGAGGGUGCUAACCUCAGGGGCUUGUGCAUGCUCUCGUUGAUUCUAGGUUCAAAAAUAACAGAUGCAGCUGUUGCAUCUAUUAUUCGAUCUUGUGCAAGCUUGGAAUUGCUUGAUUUAAGCGGAUCUAGUAUCAGUGAUAAUGGUGUUGGGAUGAUCUGCAAGGCAUUCCCUCAUACUUUAUCAAGGCUACUCCUUGCUCUUUGCCCAAAUGUGACGACAUGUGGGAUCCAAUUUGCAACAGCACAAUUACCACUUCUUCAGCUCAUGGACUGUGGGAUGACCUUAUGUGCUAGUUUGCAGAAUGAGAAACAGGGGCCUUAUUUCGGUGAAAUUAAUGGAUCCAUUAGAUUUUGUCCGAAAUUGCCCACCUCUAAAAAGCAGCCUAUUAACCAAAAGCUUAUUGUUAAGCAUGGUAAUCUGAAGAAGCUCAGUCUAUGGGGCUGUUCAGCAAUAGAUGCUCUAUAUCUAAAUUGUCCAGAGCUGAAUGAUCUAAAUCUCAACUCCUGUACAAAUCUAAAUCCAGAACGGUUGCUUCUUCAAUGCCCAAAUUUAAAGAAUGUGCAUGCAUCUGGUUGUCAUGAUAUGUUGAUUGGAGCAAUCAGAAACCAGGUUCUGAAUGAGUUCGCUGCAGCUGAAUCACAUCUUCCAUGCAAGCGGCUAGCAGAUGGUUCAAAAAGGGUUCGACUUCCGCAAUUCUCUCAGCAAGAGCCAUCGGAGGACAAAAAGGGGAUUGGUUUAAGGCAGAACCAGUGCACCGUUCAUCUUGAUUGAUAGUAACGUAACCAGAUGUUGAAACCUGAGCAUUGUUAUUGUACACAUCCUAAUUUUAUGCAUUCUGGAGAUUGUUAAGUUGUGCAUGCAGUAAUGUCUCCAAACUUAUACUAGUUUCUAUGAUCCUUGUUGUAUAAGUUGCUUUUGGCAACUGUUUCCACUGCUUAUGGUGUGCUACCCUGGCCUGUAAGACUUCUGUAAAACAAUAAUAUGUAGCCCUGACGAUAUAUUCCAUUCUAUUUUAUUCGGGACAAUAAAGAGCCUGAAUCCUUUGAAAUGAUGUGCAUAGGGCAUGUUUAACUCGUUAA